CGGCAGAAGCCAGUUCUGGUGGCAGUUGGGCAGCUGACAGCUCCCUGCCUCGCCCGCCAUGGUCCUGCCCUGGCUCUGGCGGUGUUGCAGCCGUCGCCUCCUCCUGCCUUCCAGGCCGCUGGCCCCUGGCGGCUCGCAGAGAUGCUGCUCCCAGAGCCCCAAGACAAGCACAAAGGAGCAGGCCAGCUCCACCAGCAGUGGGAAGAUGAGGGCCGCCAACCCGGGUCCUGGGCUCCCUGCUGAGCUAGCCCAGGCGGAGGAGCUGCUGGAGCAGCAGCUGGAGCUGGCCCAGGCCCUGCAGGAAGGGCAGGAGGGGGCCUGGGAGGCCCAGGCCCUGGUGCUCAAGACCCAGAAGCUGAAGGAGCAGAUGAGGAGACUCCGCGAGAGCCUGGGCGGAGGAACCUAGGCUGCUCUCUUGCCCACCGCACCUCCGACGUGGGCAACACCGCACGCCACCUGCCCCGAGACGUCAGGGACACAGCAGCCUCUCAGCCACCAAGAAACACAGAAGAUGCCUCCGGAG
Eptesicus fuscus (big brown bat) is the source of this 523-nucleotide messenger RNA. RefSeq names its product mitochondrial coiled-coil domain 1 (gene MCCD1). The transcript is spliced from 2 exons. The coding region runs from base 59 to 406 and encodes 115 amino acids. The record is from RefSeq and is a predicted model, not a curated record. Lineage: Eukaryota; Metazoa; Chordata; Mammalia; Chiroptera; Vespertilionidae.